GAGGAGGAAGGGCGGCCUCGCCGGGGACCGCUCAUGGCGCUCGACUUCUUGGCUGGAUGCGCUGGGGGCGUGGCUGGCGUGCUCGUGGGACACCCGUUUGACACGGUCAAGGGGCCGUCUCCAUCCAUAGCAAAAGUGUAACUUUGUUGUAGAUGAGCGUAAGCCUCGGAGAGCCUAAAUCAUGGUCCUUUUUGGGAGAAGCUUGAGUUCCUCCAGGCCUGCUGUCCAUAAGCCGGGCACCAGACUGUGCCGGCCUUGGGCUGUCUCUGACCUGCCAAGCGUCAGCUCUGUUAAAACAGCCCCCUCCAGGGCGCGGUCGAGGGGCUGUGCCCCCAAGACACCCCAGAACGUGGAUGGGAAAUGAAAGGCCUCGAAUGGCAAGAACUUAACCUGAACCAGAGCUCGUGGUAUUACUACAAUGUUGUUAAAGUUCAGUGAGUGAGUUUGCUUUUCUUUUCUUGGGAAAUUCAUCUCCCUUGCCAAGUCCUAGCGCACAGCUGGGCAGCCCUGGGCGGGCAGGAGCGCUGGGUGCAGACAAGACGGGGUGCACUGCGGCUCCAUUCUUCUCGGGGCACUGGGAGAGAGGCGAGGGCAGGGCCCGGGAGGGGCUGGUUGAGGGAAAUAGGGUGCCCUCGGGGUGAGGGGUCUUCAUGUUGGGGUCUCCUAGCCCCGUCCGUCAUCUGCAGGGACAGCCCCCCACACACACACACAAAAAACCACUUUUUGUAAGUGCACUCUCCAGGUGACGAUGCAUCUGUUCAGUGGAGAGCACUGGAAAAGCCCCUGAACCCGAGCUAUAGAGCCUGGCCCUUCCCUGGGUCCCCUGCCCACAGAGCCCCCAGAUCACCCUCGCCCCGACUUUCACAGCCACUCACCUCCCUGGGGAGGACAGCUCUGGCCAAAUUACAAAACAUCUCUGAGCCUCGGGCUCCCCGUCUGGGACACGGGGGCAGUUACCCCUGGGCGGGUGGUUCUGAUGUGCGGAGGUUCCAGGAGGCGCACUAGCUGGCCCCGCUAUAAUUAUUUAUUUACAACUCAGAUCUGGGGACCGACUCCUGAGAAUGUAAUUUCACCCAGUUAAUCCCUCAGCCCCGUGACACUGAUUUGGCGUUCAGGAAAUGUUCCUCCCACUUAGCAAACCGCAGAGCCUGCGAAUCGAGAGCAGAGAAAAGCUCUGGUCAACAAAGGGAGCUUUGAGUAAAAGGUUUCUGGGCUGCUGGGCCAGCGUCCCCAGGCCCCGGAGUUGCUGACGUGGGCCCGAGAGACUGUCAGCUGUGCUGUCGCCACUUUAUUUAACUGAUGACCACUGUCCUCACGAGGGGCCACCGGCAGAAACCCAGCAGGGCUUCUGUGGAGCCUGAGGCCCAUUGCUUUUUAAUGUCCGCUGUGCUGCCAGCCCCUGGUGGGGGUGGUUCCAGGGUGGAGCCAUUAGUCAGUGCCCCCCGGCCUCAGCCAUGGUUUUGGACAUGAUGUACUCUUAAGCCAGCACGACACGUGUCACCUGGACCAUGGGCAGGUUUCAGGAAAUAGCCCUUGCCCCGUUGUCACUUAUGUGGGCAGCACACACGGAAACGGGGGGCUGAACCUUUACUUGUUUGAGAACUUGAGCUCCAAUGGGGAUUACUGGGGACCCGGGGCUGGUCCCCAGGCAGCUGGCUCUCCUGGGACUCUUAGCUCCUGAACCCCCUCCCUGAAGAGGCCCGGACACCCGGCCCCGCCCCACCUUGGAGCUCCAGGAUCCACCGUAAGCUGCCAGGCUCCCUGCCCUGUGCGGUCACCGUGGCCUCCUGGAGGCCCUCCCCACGUGGGCCCCCAUGGCUGCCUCUCAGGGGGCCUCUCCUUCCAGGUGCGGCUUCAGGUCCAGAGCGCUGAGAAGCCCCAGUACCGAGGGACCCUGCACUGCUUCCAGUCCAUCAUCAAGCAGGAGAGCGUGCUGGGGCUAUACAAGGGCCUGGGCUCACCCCUCAUGGGACUCACCUUCAUCAACGCACUGGUGUUUGGGGUGCAGGGCAACGCCCUCCGGGCCCUGGGCCAUGACUCCCCGCUCAACCAGUUCCUGGCGGGUGCGGCGGCGGGGACCAUCCAGUGCGUCAUCUGCUGUCCCAUGGAGCUGGCCAAGACACGGCUGCAGCUGCAGGAUGCCGGGCCCACGCGCACCUACAGGGGCUCCCUGGACUGCCUGGCACAGAUCUACCGGCGCGAGGGCCUGCGCGGCGUCAACCGGGGCAUGGUGUCCACCCUGCUGCGCGAGACACCCAGCUUCGGCGUCUACUUCCUGGCCUACGACGUGCUGACGCGGGCACUGGGCUGCGAGCCGGGCGACCGCCUGCUGGUGCCCAAGCUGCUGCUGGCGGGUGGCACGUCGGGCAUCUUGUCUUGGCUCUCCACCUACCCCGUGGACGUGGUCAAGUCGCGGCUGCAGGCCGAUGGGCUGCGGGGCGCCCCGCGCUACCACGGCAUCCUCGACUGCAUGCGCCAGAGCUACCAGGCCGAGGGCUGGCACGUCUUCACGCGGGGGCUGACCUCCACGCUGCUGCGCGCCUUCCCCGUCAACGCCGCCACCUUCGCCACCGUCACCGUGGUGCUCACCUACGCACGAGGCGAGGAGACCCGGCCCGAGGGCGAGGCCAUGCCCGCUGCUGCUGCAGGGCCCGCCCUGGCCCAGCCCUCCAGCCUGUGAGCUGGCCUCCAGGGCCCUGCCUCCCCAGGGGUCCUCAGCCCUUGCCCGGACACCCUGGGCUUUGGACACCACUCAGCAGCUGUGACCCUUGCCCGGGCGUCAUUCCUCAGCUCAUCCGCCGGCCGUGGGUAGUCACAGGGAUCAGAGGUGACCCCCACCACCCGGGUGCCUGGCAGUCGAUGCCCACCACUUGGCACUGUUACUCCGGGUCUUCCGGAACGCCAGCCGGACACUCCACCCCACCCGCCUCCCGUCCCAGCCCCUCCCAGGGCCCACGGCCCCUUGGUGCCCCCACCCUGCGGCCUGACCCAGCGGGUGACUGACGACCUCUCAUGAGUUGCAAAGUGACUUGCCAGCUCCCCUAAUGCCCCACCUGGCAGGACUCCAGGAUCUGUCUCCGUUGCCCGUCUGGUUGCCGUGUUCAGGGACAGAAGGGCAGCGUGGGGAGCCACUGGUGUCACACCUUGCCCGUGCACCCCAGCUCUCCAAUUGGCCCCUCUGGGAAUACCGGGGAAUACCUGUGCUGCCGCCACUCCCACUACAGGGGUGGGGGGGCCCACCAGGAAGCCACGGGCAGGCCAGGGGGCAGGACGUGGGGCAGUUAAGUUGUGGCCUUUCAGCCUUGGCCUCAGCCUGCCCGUCUGUAAAACGGGGACACGGGUCACCAGCUGUCUAGGGCUCUGGCCCACGAGGGCCAGGCAGGGUUCCCCAAGGUGUCCGGGGGGGUUCAGUGUGGCCCCCUCCCCAGGGCUGGGAGAGCUCAGGUCACCUGUAAGCCACAGGCCAGCUGCCUCCCCCCCCCCCCCCCCCGCAAAGUGGCUCUGCCGAGCAGCGUCUCCUUGGUGCCUGGGGUUCCUGUGAGGGUGUGGGGGGCUGCAGCAGGCACAGCCUGGGUGGAAGAGGGUCCUCCAGGCUUAGGGACGGGUCUGAGGCCGCGUCCCAGGGGCCCCAUCCCAGGCACCUCGAGGCAUAGAUUCAGUACAGCGCACGGCCUGGGCAGUUUCUGCAGAGGCUGGGGGCUGCCCCGGGGCACAGAGCGGGGUGGCCCAGGGACCGUGGCCUUUGUCCCGAUCGUGGCUUGGCCUCCUGGGGAAUGGAGCCUGUCAGUGCUGCCAGGAAGCAGGUUGUGCUGCACUAUGACAAAACUCCAGCUUUGUACAGCAAGGUGAAAUAAAGGUGUUUGGUUGUUUUGUAAGAA
Messenger RNA from Choloepus didactylus (southern two-toed sloth), 3878 nucleotides. It is a transcript of the gene SLC25A29, whose product is annotated as solute carrier family 25 member 29. Gene Ontology annotation, biological process: mitochondrial L-ornithine transmembrane transport. Gene Ontology annotation, molecular function: high-affinity L-arginine transmembrane transporter activity. The transcript has 5 exons. Gene Ontology annotation, cellular component: mitochondrion. The record is from RefSeq and is a predicted model, not a curated record. Lineage: Eukaryota; Metazoa; Chordata; Mammalia; Pilosa; Megalonychidae. Bases 1967 to 2680 code for a protein of 237 amino acids.